CGGAGGACGAAGGAACCAGACCAGACCUUUUUCCUUUCUGGACACAGUAAUCCAGCCCAACGUGUAAGAAAUGUGCGAAUUUGAGAAGCAGAAGGGCCCCCGGCGUCUGAUGAAGAAGGGCAUCACGCUGAUAUUUCUGGGACACAUUAACUUCAUCCUGGGGGCCAUCGUACACGGCAGUGUCCUCAGACACGUGUCCAAGCCGGACGGCCGCGUCACCUCCGAGUUCUCAGUGGCCAACGUCAUCUCGGUGACGUCAGGACUGCUGAGUAUUGCAAAUGGCAUAAUUGCAAUUCUGGUGUCAAGAAAUCUUCUCAGUGCUAAACUGCACGUGGGCCUGCUGAUCAGCUCCUUCCUGAACGCCCUGCUCUCGGCCGCAUGCGCGGCGGGGCUGCUUCUGGCCAUCAGCCUCACUAUCCGCAGCGGAGGACAGGGCCUCAUGGAGGGCUGCAACUCCACCGUAACCCCUGCCGGGGCCCGUUCGCUCAUCGCAGCCGACUGCCCUUUCGACACCACCCGCAUCUAUGACACAACCCUGGCCAUGUGGUUCCCCUGCACGGCGAUGGCGGCUGUCGAGUCGGGUCUGUCCGUGUGGUGCUUCGUCGUCGGACUGACCCUGCGAGGCCUGGGUCCCUGCGGUCACAGUUACCUCAGAGAGCAGCUUGCGGAGGGGGACCUGGCUGAGAGACUAGGGGCCGACGUGGAGUCCUCAGCUCAGGGCCAGCAGCUCAUUGCACACCACUCUGCUCUGAUGUAACCAACAGCUUGGGAGUGCAAGGUGGUUUUAAAUCAGAAAAUGUAAGUAAAAGGCAAGGUGAUGGAUUGUGACCAAAUGGCAGACUGAAGCUACAUGAAGAAUAACUUAGCAUAUCCAAAAAGAGAGAAACUGUUCUCUUCUGCAAUUUAGGACGUAGUGCUGUCAGCUUGUACCAAAGAGAACUUUGCUAAAUGUGGCGUUCAAUACCUCUGACAAAUGUACACUCCUGACCACAUGAAGGAACUGUGCAAACUGUGUGUGAUGCUUCUUCUCUGUUGUCCAAAGGACCAUUUUCAUACCUUUGUUUGCAGAUUUUAUUUUUGUGAAUGUUUGUCAGGCAUGGCAAAAACAUGUGCUAGUUAUACCUUUCCAUACUGACACAUUUGGUAAUGUUUAAGACAUGAGUCAGUUCAUUCCUUUUAAAACAGUCAUUUUGAUGUUUGCCAUGCCCAACUUGAACUGACAGUUUUGGAUUUUAAAUACUUUGGUCUGAGACUUAAUUUAUAGUAUUAUUUCGAUUCCAAAAAAAGUGUUAUGAUUCUGAGCAUACAGGAGCAUUCAGGGUACCUGUUCAUACUGCCUGUCUGAGUGCAGACCCUAUGGGAAUGAAGCCACCCCCACAUUUCAGGAGCUAUUGGAUACUGGAAUUUUCAGUGACAUUUUAUUUACAAGAGAUCAUAUCGCGUUAAAUGACGACUUUAAGCCUACAAUUAAGGGCAGAUGCAUACCACUACCACUUGCAUGUUGAUUGUUUUAAUAGUGUCUUUGUAUAUCUUUGCUGUUGAUUCCACCUGAAAAGUUCUAGUGUGUCUUUUCCCACAUGGUGAGUUCAGGUGGGAAUCCUUCCUUGCUUUUUAACUUGAGGUUUUCAUUGAGGCACAAGAACAUCAGCAGCCUUGCAAAACUGCUGCCCACUUUUUACACAGAGCAUCAGUUCACUGUAUUUCAUUUUAAUCUGCAGUCCAUCCAAGUGCUUUAGCCUGGUGUAUGAGGCUAUAUAUCCAAGGCCAGCUGUGGAAGGGUUAAUCUACAGCUGGAUUUUUGGUGCUGUUGAAUUCAGUUUCCUCAGCAAAGGGAUAAAAAACAAAAUGGUGAUAUUGAUGUUAAUGGAUAAUUCUGUUAUUUAACCUUAUAUGGCAUAGUGGAUUAACAGAAUUUAGCUCUCAUGAAUCAAAAUGCAUUUGAAGGAUCCUGUACAUUUGCAUGAUUUGAUUUUAUGCCACUUGAAAUGACAGCUGUUUGUACUUUUAUUAAAG
Messenger RNA from Scleropages formosus (Asian bonytongue), 2013 nucleotides. It is a transcript of the gene krtcap3, whose product is annotated as keratinocyte associated protein 3. The transcript is spliced from 7 exons. The record is from RefSeq and is a predicted model, not a curated record. The coding region runs from base 71 to 757 and encodes 228 amino acids. Lineage: Eukaryota; Metazoa; Chordata; Actinopteri; Osteoglossiformes; Osteoglossidae.